Messenger RNA from Effrenium voratum, 2745 nucleotides. The record is from the annotation of a GenBank genome assembly. NCBI's taxonomy places the organism in Eukaryota, Dinophyceae, Suessiales, Symbiodiniaceae.
AUGGCCGACUCCUCAACGGCUGUCUCCGUGCAGGUGCUCACCUUGGCCGGGGCGGAGCUGGGGGUCUUCUCUUUGGAGCCCGACAGCACCGUGCGGGACCUCAAGGCACGCAUUGCGCAAAAGGGAGGGCCUGUGUGCUUGCUGAGCCUGUGUCAGGGCUCCAGGGUGCUGCCGGCCCUGGCCACCUGCCGAGAGCUCGGCUGGUGCGAAGAAUCCGCGCCGGUGGUGCUGAGCCUGGCAUAUCUCUCCCCGGACCUGGACAAGUGCACGGCCUUUGUUGAGGGAGGCGAUGUGAACCCUGAGGAGCUGGAGAAGCUGUGCGCAAGCUGUCGGGCUAUCUUUCAGCGUGAGCCGAUGCUACUGGAGCUGGAAGGGCCGCUGACGGUGGUGGGGAAUAUUCAUGGGCACCUGGAGCAGCUCCAAGGCGUCUUCGGGUCCUGCGGCUCUCCGGAUGCGGAGAACGCCCCGUACCUCUUCUUGGGGGCCUACGUGGACAAAGGCACCCACAGCCUGGAGGUGGUGUCGCUGCUGUUUGUCCACAAGGUGCGGCACCCCGAAAGCGUCUUCUUGCUCAGGAGCAACCAUGAGGAUGCUCAGAUGAGCCGCAUCUAUGGCUUCUACGACCAGUGCAAGAAGAAGGCACACAUCAAGGUCUGGAAGGUCUACAUUGAGGUGUUCAACCACAUGCCGGUCUGCGCAUUGAUCAACCAGAAGAUCCUUUGCGUGCACGGGGGCAUCUCCCCCCACCUGCGAAGCUUGGACCUGAUCCGUGCGCUUCCGAAGCCGAGUGCGAUCCCAGAGGAGGGCCUGCUCUGUGACUUGGUGUGGUCGGAUCCCGCUGAGGGCAGCGGGUGGAUGGAGAAUGACCGUGGGAUUUCCUGCACCUUUGGGGCGGAUGUGAUGAAGCAGUGUAUGGAAGACUUGGGCGUUGAGUUCAUUUGCAGGAGCCAUCAAGUGGUGGAGGGCGUGGAGUUCUUUGGGGAUGGCAAGCUGGCAACUCUGUGGAGUGUGAAGCAGUUCAAAGGUAUGGACACCCCAGGGGUUGGCAUGGUGAUGAUCGUCUCCGAGACUGGGGAGCGCAUGGCGGCGCUGACCCGCGCCAUCUCGGGCGCCGUGUCGUGGAGCGCCGCGCUGCGGCUGCUCGGCGGCGCCGAGGAGCGAAGGAGCUCCUCCAACGCGGUGAGCUUCAAUGCCUGCAUGAAUCGUGCCCGGACCGCGGGGCGGUGGCAGCACGCCGCCGGUCUAGUGCGGCAGAUGUGGCGAGCACAGCUGCUGCCAGACACGGCCAGCUGGGGCGUGCUGGGAAGCGCCCUGGCGCAGAGCCGGCGCUGGCGUCAGGCGCUGCGUCUGCUGCCGAUGUCGGAUGGUAUCUCUUGCAGCGCCAUCGCCUCCGCGCUGGAGCUUGACUGGCGGAAAGCUUUGGGCACGCUGCGGCACAUGGCGAAGCAGCAGAUGCAAAGAGACGUCUUCAACUACAAUGCAGUGCUCAACGCGUGCGAGAAGUGCACUGCCUGGCUCAACGGCCUGUUGGUCAACCAGAAAUUGCACGAGGCGGACCUGGCCGAUGUGGUGACCUGCAACGGCUGCCUCAGCGCCUGCCACCGCGGAAGUCGCUGGAUCCUCGCGUGCCACCUCCUCGCUUCGACUGUGGACCUGCUGGGCUUCAACUCGGCCCUGGCAGCGAGCGCCAAACGAGGUCUGUGGGUGCAGAGUGUCGAACUGGCGGCUGAGAUGCGGCAGAGGCGCCUGGAACCGGAUGCCUACUCUCACAGCUCCAUGGUCAGCGCUUGCGGUGACUGGCGACAUGCGCUGUGUUUGCUGAGGCGCCUGAGCCUUCCCUGCCACAACGCUGCGAUCGCCAAAUGCGCCGAAGCGAUGCAAUGGGAGCUGGCAGUACGAUUGCUGUCCCAGCUACCUGCUCCAGACGUGAUCAGCUACAGCUCCGCGAUGAGCGCCUGCCAGCGGCUCUCCAAGUGGCGCCUGGUGCUGCACCUCUUCGCCCAGCUGCGGCGAUCUCCACGCCUAACGAAGCAGAGGGACGCGGUGUGCUUCUACACGGCGCUGUCAGCCUGCGCCAACGCCCAAAGAUGGCGCCACGUGCUGGACCUAUUUGAGGACAUGACGCGGGCAGCUCUGGCGGACCAGGUGAGUCGCAGCGCCCCGGAGAAGUUUCAAGCCGAGGUCCUCCUCAUGGUUUUGUCCUAUGCUUCCAGCCGCGCCGUCCUGGCGGCGUGUGAGGCUGGGGGCCAGUGGCAGAAGGUCUUGGACCUCAUGGACCUCCAAAGCCGAGACGUGGUGGCCUGGUGCGCCCUGGCGGGGGCCUACCGAGCCUCACGCAAGUGGCAGCAGGUGCCUGUGGCGUUUCAGCGGAUCGGUGAGCUGGCAAUCCACAAUGUGAGACCGCCGCGCAAGAUGCCUUUGGUGACGGUGCUCACUGAUGUGGACGGCCUUGUGGCCAAGAAGCAGGAGGUGUGCGGGAUGGUUCACGAUGCCGUGAAGUCCGCACUGGGCAAGCCCGACCAGUACAUCACCGUAGCCCUUAUGAAGGCGGAGUGCGUCACGGUGGCGGGCAAGGAGGCCUCAGUGGUGGUGGAGGUGGACUCCAUCGGCGGGGACUUCGGGGCGCUGAUGGGGACCAUCGCCAAGGGCCUGGAGCCUUACGGCGUGGAAGCCUCCAAGGUGACGGGAACCUUCAGGGGUGUCUCCACCAAGGAAUUCGCCAUGAACGGCCGGCCUCUCGCAUGA